UUCACCGAGGACCCACAACAUCAAGUUAGCAGCUAGUGUUAGCGUUAGCUGUCACAGUCCAAAACUGGACGGACCGGUGUGUGGAGGAAGUAGCGAUGUCUGUGUCCCCGGCUGUCACCACACUGUGUGAGAAUUCCAACGAAGUCUUCCUGGACGUCGCCAAGUUGUUGCUUACAUAUGCGGACAACAUUAUACGGAAUCCAAAUGAGGAAAAGUACAGGUCGAUCCGCAUAGGAAAUCCUACUUUCUCCACAAAGCUGCUGCCCGUCAAAGGAGCUGUGGAAUGUCUCUUUGAGAUGGGAUUUGAGGAGGCUGAGACCCACCUGGUGUUCCCCAAGUCUGCAUCAGUGGAACAGCUGAAGCUCAUCAGGGAAUCCAUAGCAGCAGAGAGGUAUCAGAGGCUACAAGGAGGACAGCCUGUCCAACCCAGAGCUCAGGUUGCUGCAGCCUCAGCACCAGAGAGCCUUGCUGCUGUUGCUGCUGUUGCUGCUGCUACUACUCCUACUGCACCUACUGCACCCAGUCAACCGAUUUUACCACCUCCAUCACAGCCAUCAUCCCUGGAGAACAGUAUGAGCUUCUUCGUGACUCUCCAGUCAAACUUCCAACAUGUGAUGAUGUAUGAAAACCCUGAGCUGCUGCAGAAAGCUCUGAGUCACAUCCCUCACCAGCAGCUGUCAUCUGCUGCUCAACACAAGCUGAAGGAGGCUAAAGAUGCUGAUUCGGAUUGUAAAAUUGGAAUAGAAGACUUCCUGGUGCUGGAGUUACUCAGGUGGUUCAAGCAGGAAUUCUUCUCCUGGGUGGACAGUUUGCCAUGCAGCCGCUGUGGAGGUCCCACAAAGAACGCCAGCGCCCUCAGUCCCAGCACUGAUGACCUGCGCUGGGGAGCUCAGCGAGUGGAGAACCAUUACUGUCAGCGCUGUCAGCUCUCCACAAGAUUCCCUAGGUACAACAAUCCAGAGAAGCUGCUGGAAACCAGGAGGGGGCGCUGUGGGGAGUGGGCAAACUGUUUCACCCUGUGCUGCAGAGCCGUUGGCUUGGAAGCCAGGUAUAUCUGGGACAGUACAGACCACGUGUGGACAGAGAUCUACUCAGUCGCUCAGCGUCGUUGGCUGCACUGUGACUCGUGUGAGAAUGUCUGUGACAAGCCUCUACUUUAUGAGGUUGGCUGGGGGAAGAAACUGGCCUACGUCCUGGCUUUCUCUAAGGAUCAGGUGGUGGAUGUGACGUGGAGAUAUUCCUGCAAACAUCCAGAGGUUUUGUCGAGAAGGACCCGUGUUCAAGAGGCGUGGUUGCUUCACACCAUUAACGGGCUCAACGACUCAAGGCAACAGGUCCUGAGUCCAGGCAGGAAGAAGGACCUGACGGAGAGGCUGCUUGUUGAGCUGGUGGAGUUUAUUUCCCCAAAGAAGCCGAAACAAGGAGAGCUGGGGGGACGCAACUCAGGCUCUAUGGCCUGGAGGAUAGCAAGGGGGGAGACCAGAGUGGCUGAGCCAGAGUCUUCAACACAGGCUGUAGGUUACGUGUUUACUCCCACUGAGAAAGAGAAGAGUGACCGGUUGCUGCACGUGUGCUACAGUGCCACCAAAGACCAGUACUGUCGACUGUCCAACAGCUCUGACGUAGUUCAGGGUUGGGAUCAGUGUGUGUGGAGGAAGGAGUCGGUCUUCAGAAUGGUGGAAAAUGACUGGCAGAUGGUGUACAUGGCUCGAACAGAAGGCUCCUCUGUGGGACGAAUGAGCUGGAAGUUUGAUUUUGCUGCAGUGGGAAUGAAGAUAAAGUCUGUCUCGAUCAGAACCAUCAGCCAGACCUUCCACACGGGGAAAGUCUGCUGGUCCUUGCAGUCAGGCCAGACUACUACAGAAUUCUCUGGAGAUGGGAAAAUGCAGUCGUUCCCCAGUUUGUCCGGCUCGUCAGACUUCUUGGUUGUAGCAGAACUCAGCGGCGGAGAAGGGGAGGUAUCGUGGCAGCACUCUCAGCUGUUCAGACAGAGCCUGAAGGAGUCAGAAGUGUCUUCGUUUGAAAUCCUCAUCCACCUAGAAGAUGCCUAACGGUUUAUAUACUCAACAAAACUGGACCUAUAAUACUUUUUCACUCUUUGCUGCUCUGAUGAGUUCAGUGGUAACUGUUUGAAUUAUAGUUAGAGCUCUAAAAUUUUAAAUCUAAAUCAGUACAAUGGGUGUCUGCCUACAGGGAUUGACAGCAACAGCUUGGGCUAUCACAGAUUAUGCACAUUUUAAUCUUUGAAAUGCCUAAAACUCUAUAGCUGUUUUCCGACAUGAACUCUUUAAAAUGUCCACAUAAUUGGGUCUGGACCGAAAAGUCCAAAGGCUCAUACAUUUGCAUUCUCACACUUCGCCCCUCUGGAGAAUGUUGGGAGAUUCUUCUGAGUUCAGUUUGUCUGCAAGCAGCUUAUGAGAGACAUUGAUUCUGAGAUAGACUUGUAAAGAAUUUUGACCAUGAAGCCAUGGAGAUUUGUAACCUUUCUGUCUGUAAUUUGUGAUUUGGGGACAGAUGUCACACAGCAAACCAUGUGUUGAAAACCCUCAUCAGCUCAGGUAUCGCCAGUUCUCCUGUUAGAAAUCAUGUUGAGUGUGUUACUAUUCACACAAUACGUGUUAUUGUCUUUACAGUGCUAUGGUUUUGUUAUAUCUCAUGGAUAAUUGUGUGCGUAAUGAAGAAUGAAGCAGAUCGCUGUUAUUAUUGGUGUAAUGCAAAUAAUCGUUGUUAGGAAAUUGUCUGCUGGUAUAAUAAAGAUAUUUUUUGCA
Messenger RNA from Paralichthys olivaceus (Japanese flounder), 2768 nucleotides. It is a transcript of the gene ngly1, whose product is annotated as N-glycanase 1. Gene Ontology annotation, biological process: glycoprotein catabolic process; protein quality control for misfolded or incompletely synthesized proteins; protein deglycosylation. Gene Ontology annotation, molecular function: peptide-N4-(N-acetyl-beta-glucosaminyl)asparagine amidase activity. Gene Ontology annotation, cellular component: nucleus; cytosol; cytoplasm. The record is from RefSeq and is a predicted model, not a curated record. NCBI's taxonomy places the organism in Eukaryota, Metazoa, Chordata, Actinopteri, Pleuronectiformes, Paralichthyidae.